CAUCUCUUCCUGGUCCUCCACAGGGAAUCAGCAGUCUCUUCAGCUCGCUCAAAGUCGUCCGUCUGCUGCGUUUGGGUCGGGUCGCCAGGAAGCUGGACCACUACAUCGAGUACGGCGCCGCUGUUCUAGUUUUGCUGGUGUGCGUGUUCGGGCUGGCGGCCCAUUGGCUGGCCUGUAUCUGGUACAGCAUCGGAGACUACGAGGUCAUCGACGAGGACGCCAACACGGUGAGAAUGGACAGCUGGCUGUACCUGCUGGGAGAGACAGUCGGGACGCCCUACAGAUUCAAUGCCUCGGGAUCGGGCCGCUGGGAGGGCGGGCCCAGCAAAGACUCGGUCUACAUCACCUCGCUGUACUUCACCAUGACCAGCCUGACCAGCAUCGGCUUCGGAAACAUCGCGCCAAACACGGACGGAGAGAAGAUCUUCGCCGUGGCCAUGAUGAUGAUCGGAUCGCUGCUGUACGCCACCAUCUUCUGUGAGAGACUUCUCAAACUCUACCAAGUCCCCAAAGGUCUGAGCGAGCGAGUGAUGGAUUACAUUGUGUCCACCUGGUCCAUGUCCAGAGGCAUCGACACCGACAAGGUCCUGCAGAUCUGUCCCAAGGACAUGCGAGCGGACAUCUGCGUCCACCUCAACAGGAAGGUGUUUAAGGAACACCCGGGUUUGGCUGGCGAGCGACGGCUGCCUGCAGCCCUCGCCAUGGAGUUCCAGACCGUCCACAGCGCGCGGGCGACCUCAUCUUCCACGCCGGAGAGCGUGAACAGCCUCUGUUUCGUGGUGUCGGGGUCACUGGAGGUCAUCCAGGACGACGAGGUGGUGGCCAUUUUGGGAAUCAGCAGUCUCUUCAGCUCGCUCAAAGUCGUCCGUCUGCUGCGUUUGGGUCGGGUCGCCAGGAAGCUGGACCACUACAUCGAGUACGGCGCCGCUGUUCUAGUUUUGCUGGUGUGCGUGUUCGGGCUGGCGGCCCAUUGGCUGGCCUGUAUCUGGUACAGCAUCGGAGACUACGAGGUCAUCGACGGGGACGCCAACACGAGACAGUCGGGACGCCUACAGAUUCAAUGCCUCGGGAUCGGGCCGCUGGGAGGCGGGCCCAGCAAAGACUCGGUCUACAUCACCUCGCUGUACUUCACCAUGACCAGCCUGACCAGCAUCGGCUUCGGAAACAUCGCGCCAAACACGGACGGAGAGAAGAUCUUCGCCGUGGCCAUGAUGAUGAUCGGAUCGCUGCUGUACGCCACCAUCUUCGGUAACGUCACCACCAUCUUCCAGCAGAUGUACGCCAACACAAACCGCUACCAUGAGAUGCUCAACAGUGUGAGAGACUUCCUCAAACUCUACCAAGUCCCCAAAGGUCUGAGCGAGCGAGUGAUGGAUUACAUUGUGUCCACCUGGUCCAUGUCCAGAGGCAUCGACACCGACAAGGUCCUGCAGAUCUGUCCCAAGGACAUGCGAGCGGACAUCUGCGUCCACCUCAACAGGAAGGUGUUUAAGGAACACCCGGGGUUUCGGCUGGCGAGCGACGGCUGCCUGCGAGCCCUCGCCAUGGAGUUCCAGACCGUCCACAGCGCGCCGGGCGACCUCAUCUUCCACGCCGGAGAGAGCGUGGACAGCCUCUGUUUCGUGGUGUCGGGGUCACUGGAGGUCAUCCAGGACGACGAGGUGGUGGCCAUUUUGGGUGAGUAA
Molecule: messenger RNA, 1685 nt
Organism: Hippoglossus stenolepis (Pacific halibut)
Lineage: Eukaryota; Metazoa; Chordata; Actinopteri; Pleuronectiformes; Pleuronectidae
Product: potassium voltage-gated channel subfamily H member 1-like
Exons: 8
Biological process (GO): potassium ion transmembrane transport; regulation of membrane potential
Cellular component (GO): membrane
Molecular function (GO): delayed rectifier potassium channel activity
Source: RefSeq, a predicted model, not a curated record